Magallana angulata is the source of this 2938-nucleotide messenger RNA. Its product is annotated as glutamate decarboxylase 1-like. The coding region runs from base 124 to 1812 and encodes 562 amino acids. The record is from RefSeq and is a predicted model, not a curated record. Gene Ontology annotation, biological process: carboxylic acid metabolic process. Gene Ontology annotation, molecular function: pyridoxal phosphate binding; carboxy-lyase activity. The transcript is spliced from 15 exons. Gene Ontology annotation, cellular component: cytoplasm. NCBI's taxonomy places the organism in Eukaryota, Metazoa, Mollusca, Bivalvia, Ostreida, Ostreidae.
CAUGUUUAUAAGGAAUAAAAGGACCCCAAUCCAUGUGUUCCGGUUUAGGUCUAAAAAUUUAUCAAUCUAACCGCUCUUGAAAUGACAAUAUUUUUGAGGAUUUUCUCAACUUUAUAAAAAAUCAUGGAAGAUCUACCAAGAAGAAAAGAAAAUAAGAAGCUGUACAAUGCGUCGACUAAAACCCUCCAGAUAGACCCGCAGGUCCGGCGUCCAGUAGAAAAUGUCAGUUCUAAGAUCCAGGGCAGCCUCAAAGGCAAGGAGGCGUCAGAAAACAGGGAGACGAGGAAGAACCGCCAGAACAGACAGGAGUGGGGGAAGUUUGAAGGCGUGUACUACAAAGAUUUACAAACGGACAGCAAAGUCCAAAAGGACUUCAUGCUGGAAAUGGCCAAGCUGCUCAACACUUACAUGGCGGACCAGUGUCAGGGUAAGGUUAAGGUGGUCGACUUCCACCACCCCCACCAGCUGCAGGAUAUGAUGGGUGACUGCCUGACCGUGGACGCUGUCCCCCGGGAUCUGCACCAGGUGCUGAGUGACUGCAAGGAGACGCUCAAGUACUGCGUCAAAACAGGACAUCCUCAUUUUCUGAACCAGCUGUCGACGGGUCUUGACCCGGUGGGCGUGGCGGGGGAGUGGCUGACAGCCGCCGUCAACACCAACAUGUUCACAUUUGAAGUGGGAUCCGUGUUUGUGCUGAUGGAGGACAUUAUAUUACGUAAGAUGCGUUCCUUCAUUGGUUGGAAGGAAGAUGGAGACGGUAUCUUUACACCCGGUGGAACGAUUUCCAAUAUAUAUGCUUUGAUGUUAGCGAGACACAGAAAGUUCCCCAACAUAAAGGAAGAAGGGAUGUACGGUGGACAGAAAAUGGUUGUCUAUACUUCCGCCCAGAGCCAUUUCUCUAUAAAGAAAGCAGCGAUCAUAUUAGGAAUUGGAAUGAACAAUGUUUGCUGUAUUCCCUGUGACGAAAGGGGUAAAAUGAAGGUUGAUGUCCUGGAGCGUGAGAUACAGCGGACUCUGUCUGAUGGUGGGGUCCCUCUGAUGGUGAAUGCUACUUGUGGGACCACUGUCCUAGCGGCCUACGAUCCUGUUGAUAAGAUAGCAGACAUAUGUCAGAAAAACGGAAUAUGGCUGCAUGUGGAUGGCGCAUGGGGAGGCUCAGCAUUGUUGUCAAAGAAAUACAAGUACCUGCUUCAAGGAGUUGAAAGAUGUGAUUCCAUGACGUGGAAUCCCCACAAAAUGAUGGGAGUGCCUCUGCAAUGUUCAGCCAUCUUGGUUCGGAAUUCGGGUGAAUUGCAGAGUGCCAAUGCGCUAUGUGCGGAUUACCUCUACCAGACGGACAAAUUCUAUGACGUCACGUACGACACUGGUGACAGAUCCAUCCAGUGCGGACGACAUAAUGACGUGUUCAAACUAUGGCUGAUGUGGAGAUCCAAAGGCGACAAUGGAUUUGAAGACUCAAUCAACAAAAUAUUUCACCUGUCUCGAUAUCUUGAAGAAAAAGUUAAGCAACGGGAACAUUUUACAUUGGUAACAAAUGAGGUUGAAGGCCCCAGCGUGAGUUUUUGGUAUGAGCCACCACAACUUAUCGGCCAAAAUCUGAGUCCAACUGAACGCAGGAAUAUCUUGAGCAAGGUCGCACCAAAGAUCAAGGAAUCGAUGACUUUAAAAGGGAACAUGAUGUUAGCAUAUCAACCACUGGGUGACUUGCCAAAUUUCUUCAGAAUUGCCAUAUCCAACCCAAGACUUAGCGAAUCCUCGCUUGACUGGGUUCUGGACGAAAUAGAACGGUUGUCAAAAGACAUCUUUUGUUGAAUAAUAAUGUCUGAAUCAAUUGUUAUACACAUGUAGAAUCUUGUUAAAAUUGUCUGUCGGAACAUUAAACAUACAAACGAUAUUACAUAUUUAGUGUAGUUUGUAAAUGUUAUACGUAUGGCAAUUAUUUCUUGCAAUUAAGUUUUUUGCUAUUAUGGUAGAACAUUACUGCUUGUAUUCAGUGCUGUGUUUUAAGAUACUCGAUUACUUAAACAAUAAAAUGAUUUCUUUGGUGAUUCAUGCCAUAGGAUACGAAGGUAGCGACAUCGUAGGGGAAAAAAAUAACGCGCGUCAAUUACGUUAGAUAAAAGAAGCAGCCAGAUCGUAUUCUAGGGGAGUUUGGUUCUGUCGUCAUCAUCAUGAUUAUUUCGUGCAUACCUUGAUUUUUCUUAGGUUGCUAAAGGUUUAGACCAAUUAAUAAACGGGGCGUGUAAAUUUCAGUCCUGCCAAUUUCUAAAGAGCAUGAAUCAAUUUCCGUAAGAAAUAGAGGAAAUCAUACUUGGUGGAUGUAAAUAAAGCAUUUUGAAAAUGAAUUUCAUAUAUUGAUUUCCCCGUGAAAUUCAUUUAAAUCAGCUGCCCAAACCACUUUAAUACAAUAAAUAAGGUAUAUACGUGACGAAGAAAAAUAUUUAGUUAUGUAUGGUGAAAAAAAGAGUUUAUUGUACAUGCAAUUUCUUUGUUUGUUAACCUACAAAAUAUGUGCCAAAUCUUUGACAACUGUAUCAGGGCUAUGUUUGUUAAAGUUUUAUAAUUAUAUUCUUUAUGUGUAAGUUUCAAUGUGCUGAAGUGUCGAUAACUAAUGACCCGCUCUCCACCAAAAAAUGAUUGGGGGAUUUUUGUUAGUUGAUAUAUUAUGUACAGGAAUGUUGAUUUACUUAUGUAUGUUUUUGUCAUUUUAUUCGUUUCUUGUCGACAAUAAAGGGAUAAACAUGUAUAAGAAAGGCAACCAUAAAUACUUGUAAUUACAUGCAAGAUCUUUAUAUUGUAACAGGAAAGAGCAUAAGUAAAGACACUUUUUCCCUGUCUUAUUUCUUUUGUUUGUUAAUUUUUAUCGUUUUCAUUAAAAAAAAUAUUGUGAUGAUUACCUUCUGAACAAAUGAAAACAUUGAAAUAAAACUUGUUUACA